AUGACAGAGCCACGCGCGCGUUUGCGCCAGAAGGGCCAGGUCUUCAAUACGAACGACUUGUGCGAGCUACUAUAUGCUUUCGGCGACAGCCCGACACCCCUUCCAAACACCGCAGCUUGCCUAGACGAGAUUCUGACCGACUUCAUAAUCGAAACAUGCCAUGCCGCAGCUCUAUGCGCCAGUUACUCCCGACGCCAAAAAAUAAAAGUGGAUGACUUCCGAUGGGUUCUCCGCCGUAAUCCUAUCAUGCUGGGCAGAGUACAGGAGCAGCUUGCGAGAGGACGGCAUAUUCAAGAGCAAAGGAAGGGCGUUGACGUGGACCAA
This is a messenger RNA of Dissoconium aciculare CBS 342.82, 324 nucleotides long. Its product is annotated as transcription initiation factor IID, 18 kDa subunit. Gene Ontology annotation, molecular function: protein heterodimerization activity. The record is from RefSeq and is a predicted model, not a curated record. The annotation marks the transcript as partial. Gene Ontology annotation, cellular component: transcription factor TFIID complex. The transcript has 2 exons. Lineage: Eukaryota; Fungi; Ascomycota; Dothideomycetes; Mycosphaerellales; Dissoconiaceae. Gene Ontology annotation, biological process: transcription by RNA polymerase II; RNA polymerase II preinitiation complex assembly.